UCCCAUAGUUUUGGGACACCUCUUCAGCCCCUGCGUACGUCAGAUCUGCUCGGAGUGAAUAAAAGGAGAUGGGGACUCCAAAAGAAGGGAGAGAAAGAACUCGUCGACUCACUGCCAAGUCUUGUGUUGGAUAGAGACUUAGUUUUUCACUCAGGAAAGAUUUUACUUCCAAAGAUUACUUAACUUCUGAAGAUGUGGAAAGUCUUUGUGAUUGUCUGUGUUACACUGGUGUCAGCCUCAUGUCCAAAGGACUGUCAAUGUCCCCCCGACAACCCCAGAUGUGCAGCUGGAGUCAGUCUCAUGCUGGAUGGAUGUGGAUGCUGUAAAGUUUGUGCACGGCAGCUCUUUGAAGACUGCAGCAAGACACAGCCGUGUGACCACACAAAGGGACUGGAGUGCAACUUUGGAGGGGGACAUGGCUCGUCUAAUGGCAUCUGUCGAGCAACCAAAUCAGAUGGAAGAACAUGUGAGUACAACAACAAGAUUUAUCAGAAUGGGGAAAUAUUCCGGCCAAACUGCAAACACCAGUGCACAUGCAUGGACGGUGCUGUUGGAUGUGUCUCCCUCUGCCCACAUCAGUUCACUCUGCCCAAAGUUGGCUGUGCCAAGCCCAAGCGGGUCAAGGUGCAGGGACAGUGCUGUGAACAACUCGUCUGCCCUGAGGAGACAAAGACAGAGAGCUCUGUGGUAAAGAAACACAGAAAAAAGCAUGACAAAAACAGACCGUCUGAAGACGACCUUACCAACAAGAAUGAGUUGGCUCCUGCGUGGAGAGGAGAUUCAAAUUCAUUACCUGCUUUCCGGAGUCACCCAACAAGCCACAUGUUGGUCAGAGGAGUCAAGUGUGUGUCUCAAACCACAGCUUGGUCACCGUGCUCCAAAUCCUGUGGCGCUGGAGUGUCCACCAGGAUGACCAACACUAACACUCGUUGCAAACUGGUGAAAGAGACUCGGAUCUGUGAAGUUCGACCAUGCAACCAAAAUACCAUUACCAGAUUAAAGAAAGGUCAGAAAUGUAACCACAUAGACAAGGCCAGACGUCCAGUUAAACUGUCCCACGCAGGCUGCCGUAGCCUAAAAAAGUUCCAACCGAGGUACUGCGGGUCCUGCUCUGAUGGCCAAUGCUGCAGGCCUCACCGAACCCAGACGUUACCUGUCCACUUCCGAUGCAAACAUGGAGAGAUCAUCAGCAGGAUGGUGAUGAUGAUUGAGUCUUGCAAAUGUAACUUAAACUGCGAUGGCAGCAAUGAAAAGACUCCUGCCCACUACGGACUUUUGAACGAAAUUCAUAAACUUAAAAUGUAAAGUUCUAACACAAGACCCCUUAAGUGUUGGCUGAUAACAAUAAAAAAAAAGUGCACGUUGAGGUUGCAGACAUCUGGAGGAUGAAUUUCUUGAACUGUAUUGUUCAUAAGUUUGCUUCAUAACAUUGGAGCCUUGAGGUUUGCUUCUUUGUGAAGCUGUCUUUUUAAUUGUGAAAAUUCUUAUUUUACUAGUUUAAAUUUUUAAUUGGUUUUAUACAUAUACAUAACAUAUUGACAA
This is a messenger RNA of Etheostoma spectabile (orangethroat darter), 1542 nucleotides long. Its product is annotated as CCN family member 1. The coding region runs from base 193 to 1305 and encodes 370 amino acids. Gene Ontology annotation, cellular component: extracellular region. Gene Ontology annotation, biological process: positive regulation of cell migration; signal transduction; positive regulation of cell differentiation. The transcript has 5 exons. NCBI's taxonomy places the organism in Eukaryota, Metazoa, Chordata, Actinopteri, Perciformes, Percidae. Gene Ontology annotation, molecular function: heparin binding; integrin binding. The record is from RefSeq and is a predicted model, not a curated record.